AUGGCCUCCGAGGGCAUCAUCAAUGUCUUGAGCGAGUUUGUCAAGAGGCAGGUGAGCGUUAGUGAGGACCCACGAAUCGGAUCGGGUCGAAAUGGAGCCAAUUCUACUUCAGCCCUAAAGGUUGGAGUUAGUCCGACGAAUUCGGCUUCUUUUUCGACGUUGUUCAUGACCUUUUUGCCUGUCUCGAUUUAUGCGCUUAUUUGUAUUAUCAUUUUUGUUGUAUUACGUCGCAAGUAUCCUCGAGUGUAUUCUCCACGGACCUUCUUAGGCAGUUUAGAUAUCCAUGACCGCUCCCCAGAAAUACCAAAUGGAUGGUUCAAUUGGAUCAAGCCAUUUUAUCAAACACCUGAUACAGUAGUCCUAAAUCACUCCUCCCUCGAUGGAUUCCUCUUUCUUCGCUAUCUCAAGGUCUUAUGUGUGAUAUGUACGGUUGGUGUAGUCAUCACAUGGCCGAUCUUACUGCCAUAUCAUGCUUAUGGAGGUGGAUCCAAUAAAGAACUGGACAAGCUCACAUUUGGAAACAUCACCACCCCAAGUAAACUCUACAUGCAUGCAAUUUUGGCAUGGAUAUAUUUUGGAUUCAUUCUCUACAUGAUAUCUCGAGAAAGUGUCUACUUUAUCAGCCUUCGCCAAGCUUAUAUCGUGUCUCCCCUCUACGCAGAACGGUUAUCUUCAAGGACAGUUCUGUUCACAUGCGUGCCUCAGAAUAUUCUAGAUACUAGGAAACUACGGAGAGUGUUCGGAGAUAGCGUAAAAAACAUUUGGAUACCUCAGGAUACUGAAGAUCUCGAUCAACUUGUAAGAGAACGAGAGCAAACCGCAGCACGCUUAGAGAAAGCGGAAAUCGUGUUAAUCAGAAAAGCAAAUGAAGUGUACAGGAAAGCAAUUGCAAAUGGCUACCGGCCUAGUGGAAUCCAGCAGGGAGUGCAAUCUCCAACAACUGAGGACUUCAAGAAGCUGGAGAUUAACGUCACAGAAAAUGAGAACGAUUUUCAAGGGAAAGACUCUUUCUCGUCUCCACCACUGUCUCCGUUGAAUUCAGACUCACCUGGGGUACCAGGCUCGAUUCAGGAUUCCAUCAAGACAGAUGGAGCUCCGAUUCUUCCGUCUGUAACUGGCGGUAACAAUCCAUCUUUCGAUCUUAAUGGUUCCAUCGCUGCGCAAUGGAUACCUUACAGUGAGCGACCCGUUCACCGACCGAUCGCAAAUUACGGACGAAGAGUCGACACAAUUAAAUGGACCCGCAAUCGCCUGAAGAAGUUGGCUCCAGAGAUUGCAAAGCUAAGAAGUCGAUAUCGCAAGGGGAAAGGGCCGCUGAUACCAGCGGUUUUCAUCGAAUUCCACACCCAAGUCGAUGCGCAAAGUGCAUACCAGACCCUUGCUCAUCAUCGAGCAAACCAUAUGAGACCUGAGAUUACGGGAAUUCGACCCGAAGAAAUCAAUUGGGAUGCGCUUAGCAUGCCAUGGUGGGAGAGGAUUGUACGAAGAUUUUUGAUCCAAGCUUUCGUCGCUGUUAUGGUCGUGUUCUUCUCACUCCCCGCUGCAGUUGUGGGGAUGAUUUCAAACGUCAAAUCACUGACUGAAUUGCUGAAAUUUCUGGCGUGGAUCAAUAAACUCCCAAGUGUGCUUUUGGGAUUAAUAUCUGGUCUUCUCCCUGCUGUUGCGCUUGCGAUGUUGAUGGCGGUUGUGCCAAUGAUUCUUCGAGCAUGUGCACGUCAAGCAGGGAUUGCUACUGAAUCCAAGGUUGAGCUAUUCGUUCAGAACGCGUACUUCAUUUUUCAGAUUGUGCAAGUAUUCCUCAUCACUACACUCACGUCUGCAGCAUCAGCUGCAAUCAAGGAUAUCAUCAAAGAUCCUCUUUCGUCUCGAGAAUUGCUAUCUAGGAGUCUACCAAAGGCUUCAAACUUUUACAUCUCAUAUUUCAUCCUCCAGGGCUUGGCGAUGAGUGCGAACAGACUUGUUCACCUGGGCAGCUUGUGGAGGUUGGUUCUGAUGCGCGAUGUUGGGAUCAUCCCAAGGCUGAGAUCUGCUCGGUAUCAUCGUCUGCGGAAGAUCCAUUGGGGAAGCGUGUACCCUGUGUUUACCAAUAUGGGUGUCAUAGCUAUCUCUUACUCUCUCAUCGCUCCAAUCGUGCUUGGAGUCGCUGCUAUCGGGCUCUUCCUCGUUUACCUGAGCUACCGGUGGAAUCUGUUCUACGUCUAUUCAUCAGAACGAGAUACUCGUGGCCUGCAUUAUCCUCGAGCUCUCACUCAGACUUUGACCGGGGUUUAUCUUGCUGAAAUAUGCCUGGUCGGACUUUUUGGUGUUCAAGGUGGUUACGGCCCAAUGGUCAUCACGUUUGGGUUGCUACUGAUGACCACUUUAAUUAACAUGUCGCUCAACGACGCUCUUGGUCCGCUCAUCUUCAAUCUUCCUCGAACCGUAGCAGCAGAGGAGGCGUUGAGGUUAGCUGGCAACCACCCAGUCGAUGCCUCAAACCUCGCAGACAAAAGCGACGCAUUCGAGGACAAUGACGCCGAGAACCAACAAGACAUUGGCUACGAUUCCGACUUCGACCCAGCCGACCCAGCAAACCAAGUAAGCCACGGCACACAACAAACACGAGGCGUCAAAGACGUCGAAGGCGUUGAAGGAGUCAUCCAACUAUCAACCACCACCGCCUCCGGCUUCCUCCGCAAAAGAUACAACGCCUCACCACUCCCCGCCUUCAUCGAUUCCAUCGACUUCUGGACCCACUGGAUCUCGCCCGACCCAACCAUAAAGCCCAACUUCGUCCUUAAGUUCCUGCACCCAGAGAUCUUCUCCGACUACCACAUCCUGCGCCAGCAAAUCCCGGCUGAUAUCCCGGAAUUCCACUACGAGGAAUCGGUACUGAAAGACGCGUUUUGUCCGCCGAGUAUGCGGAAGAGGUCGCCGCGGUUGUGGAUCCCGAGGGAUGAGGCGGGGAUUAGUAGACAGGAGGUUGCGCAUUGUGGGAAGGUGAUUGAGAUUACGGAUUGUGAUGCUAGACUUGAUGAGAAGGGGAUGGUGGAGGUUGAUGUUGAGGGAGAGGUUUCGGGGUGGGUUAGGAGGGAUUGGGAGGGGAUUAAGUUUUAG
Messenger RNA from Glarea lozoyensis ATCC 20868, 3096 nucleotides. RefSeq lists its product as uncharacterized. The transcript has 6 exons. Gene Ontology annotation, molecular function: calcium-activated cation channel activity. Bases 1 to 3096 code for a protein of 1031 amino acids. Gene Ontology annotation, cellular component: plasma membrane. Lineage: Eukaryota; Fungi; Ascomycota; Leotiomycetes; Helotiales; Helotiaceae. The record is from RefSeq and is a predicted model, not a curated record.